Fusarium sp. VM40 is the source of this 783-nucleotide messenger RNA. Lineage: Eukaryota; Fungi; Ascomycota; Sordariomycetes; Hypocreales; Nectriaceae. The record is from the annotation of a GenBank genome assembly.
AUGGAACUUACCAUUUUUCACAACAAUACACUAUUCGUCGCAAGCUACAUCAAUUGUACUCCUAAACAAAACUCACGAUUCGCGUCCGAGAUACCAUUUGCAAUGCUGUGGGCACGUUUCUUAUUCAUCGCUGCCCAGCUUGGCACUGCCCUUGGCAAGGAACAAGCGGUCUUGACCUCUAACCGUCAUGAGUCUCAUGACCUGGACGCGAUUCGCGAAAAACUGCUUGGAGCCGAGAUCAUUCCCACCGUCAUUGACGACUUUCCACCUGCUCUUGGGUUCCGCGCAUCGUGGAAGCACGACUCUGCCGAUCUAGGCAACACCCUCAAACCCAAGCAUCUCAAGUCAGCGCCCUCGAUCCAUCUCGAACAGAUAGAGUCAGAGUCUUUUGCCGCCGCGCAAGUCAAGAAACAUACAAGCUUUGUAAUCGUUCUCACCGACCCGGACGCGCCAUCGAGAGACAAUCCCAAAUGGUCAGAGUUUUGCCAUUGGAUCGCCACCAGCAGACUCAUCUCAACGUCUGCAAGCUCCAAACAUCAUCUCAAGAGCAUCAUCAAGUACAAAGCCCCUGCGCCGCCGCCGAAAACUGGCAAGCAUCGCUAUGUUUUCUUCGCUUUUAUCGCGGCCAAUGGAACAACCGAGAAGCUUCAUCUGACCAAACCGGGUGAGAGGAAGCAUUGGGGUUCAGAGCAUGCUGUACAUGGAGUACGUGAAUGGGCGCAUAGCAAUGGCCUUGUUCCUGUUGCUGCGAAUUUUAUCUAUGCGGAGAACGAAGAACAGUAA